ACCGGUUUUGUUUAUUUCAUUUUAAGCUGCAAUAAAUAACUAUGUACAUAGUAAGUGGGGCAAAUUUACAUGGCCAGUGGUUUGAUGCGACUCCUGUGUUUGAUGUAUUUCAACAUGUAUCGCUCAAAAGCCAUGAUGGUGAUAUUGAUAAAGGAGAAAUCGAAUUAAUUCAUAUCUACUGGUCGUACAAUUUGUUUCAAGAUAAAAACAGUUUUUACUUAUCUGGAUCAUUUAAUGAAAAAAAUAAAAAGUUAAUUAAGCUGCGUUUACCGACAAAAGUUAUAUAUAACAAAUUUUUGUUGUGUGGAAAUGACUACAGUUUAUUUCUGUUUGAGAAAGAGUUGCAUACAAUGUGGGUGAUCAAUUUGGAAGAUACAGAGAAUGUAAAGAAAAUAAAUAUGAAGACAGAAAUUCCAAGUGCAAUUAAACGGUUGAAAGAAGAUGAUACAAUUGUUAAAGUUUGUACUUCAAACUUUAAUUUAAUCUGUUUAACUGCGAAAGGAUCUGUUUAUAGCGGACUACUGCCUGGACCCUUGGAUGUCUCCAACUGCUUAGGCAAAGUUUGUGACGUUCAAUGUGGAUAUGAGCACUAUCUACUCCUUACUGAUAAAGGCAAAGUAUACUCAUGGGGAAAUGGAAGGAGGCUACAGCUUGGCCACGGAGAUCUAUACAAUAUUGACUCUCCCGAAGAAGUAGAAGCUCUCAGUGGUAUUAACAUAACUAAGAUAAGUGCUGGAGGUUGGCACUCCUUAGCAUUAAGUGAAUCAGGAGACCUAUAUGCUUGGGGAUGGAAUGAAAGUGGACAGUUAGGAAUAAAAGAGACAGAGCAAGUUGACAAUGUCCAAAUUAAAUUCCACCAAAGUGGCCUCAACAGCUACAGUCAACCCACAUUAGUUGAUAUAUUUAAUGAAAAUGGUGAUAUAUGUGACACUAAUGUAAAAUACAUAUCAUGUGGGAAUCUACAUUCUGCAAUAAUAUUAGAAGAUAAUACUGUGUGGACAGCAGGCUGUAAUAAAUAUGGACAAUUAGGAUUUGCAAUAGAAACCGCAAAAAAAAAAGAUUUUUUCCAAAAGGCACAUCAGUGUUUAGAAAAUUCCUUGAUAAAAUGUGGGCCUUGGGUUACUGUUCUUUACUAA
Messenger RNA from Cydia amplana, 1136 nucleotides. RefSeq names its product RCC1 domain-containing protein 1. The transcript has 2 exons. Bases 42 to 1136 code for a protein of 364 amino acids. The record is from RefSeq and is a predicted model, not a curated record. Lineage: Eukaryota; Metazoa; Arthropoda; Insecta; Lepidoptera; Tortricidae.